Messenger RNA from Aspergillus ochraceoroseus IBT 24754, 1722 nucleotides. RefSeq names its product phosphatidylinositol-3-phosphate-binding protein BEM1. Gene Ontology annotation, cellular component: mating projection tip. Gene Ontology annotation, molecular function: protein binding; phosphatidylinositol binding. The coding region runs from base 1 to 1722 and encodes 573 amino acids. The record is from RefSeq and is a predicted model, not a curated record. Gene Ontology annotation, biological process: conjugation with cellular fusion. The transcript is spliced from 5 exons. NCBI's taxonomy places the organism in Eukaryota, Fungi, Ascomycota, Eurotiomycetes, Eurotiales, Aspergillaceae.
AUGGCUAUUCGACGCUCUCUCAAAGGGGAGAAAGAUCCCAAACCCCACCACCACCAUCUCUCGAUUACCCCCAAAUCCGCCAUUGCGAUUCUACCUCCAAAGAAGGUCAUCAAAGCCCUCUACGACUACCAACCGGAACCAGGGAACACGCAGGAAUUGGCAUUCAGCAAGGGGGACUUUUUUCACGUCAUCAGCAGGGAGGACGAUUUGGAUUGGUACGAGGCGUGUAAUCCCCUUAUCCCUAGUGCCAGGGGGUUGGUUCCUGUAUCCUUCUUUGAAGUCAUCGGCAAGAACCAAAGAGACAGCAGCGGCUCGAUCGACCUUCUUAAAAAGAACCAGUCCCACGACUCUGGCUUUGCCGACAGGGCUACUUCCUCAGGCUCUGAAUUUGGCUCAAACGGUUCUAAAUCUUAUCAAUCACACCCCGCAUUCCCUAGAAUGUCCACGCUGGGAAAGGCCGCGGGUGGAGCGGCCAUGGUCUAUGGCGUGGUGCAAUACGACUUCCAGGCUGAACGACCGGACGAGCUCGAUGCCAAAGCAGGGGAGGCGAUUAUCGUCAUCGCCCAAUCGAAUCCGGAAUGGUUUGUCGCCAAACCCAUCCGUCGCCUCGGCGGACCCGGCCUUAUCCCCGUCGCAUUUAUCGAACUGCGCGACUUGCAAACCGGACAAGCUGUGACUGAUCCACUCGAGGCUGUGAAGCGUGCUGGUAUUCCCAAGGUGGAGGAAUGGAAAAAGAUGACGGCAGAAUAUAAGAACAGCAGUAUUACGCUGGGUAAGAUUGAUUCCACCGCCUCGAUGCAGUCCGUUACGUCGGGUAUGGACAAGAUGUCGAUGAGCCGACAGAGCACGGACCAAAUCAGCCAGAAUGGCCAGCCUUAUCAGGUCUCACCCCAACCACACCAAAGCUACCAUCAACCCCUCGUCGCUCCUGUUGUCGCCUCGAUCCCACGUUACUGUUUCGACAACGAUAAAUACUGGUACAUUAUUGAAGCGAAGAUGGAAGACGGUCGCUGCUGGGAGCUAUCACGAUACUAUCACGACUUUUACGAUUUUCAGAUCGCUCUGUUGACCCAAUUUGAAGAUGAGGCAGGCAAUCGAGGCCGGCCCCGAACCUUGCCAUUUAUGCCCGGUCCAGUGACCCACGUUACCGAUGCCAUUUCCAACGGCCGACGACAGAACUUGGAUGAAUACAUCAAAAAGCUGAUAUCCAUGCCCCCUCACAUCUCCCGCUGCAGUCUCGUCCGUCAACUAUUUGCCCCUCGUCCCGGCGACUUUGAAAUUGACCCUAGCGCCUUUGGAGAAGACGCUCGAUUCUCGGGGGGUUCUCAGCACUCAUCCGGUCAUGAAAUCUCGCCUAGCGCAUCGCGCCAGUCAUCGCAACCGCAAAUGAAUGGCCCGUCGCAUCAGCGGUCGCAGCCGUCCGUAUCUCUCCCCAAUGGAAACCCUCCCCCAAUGAACCGCCAGGCUAGCUCGAUUACGCAAGUCUCGGCCACCUCCAGCACUGGUGCGAUGAAAGUCAAGGUCUACUUCCAGGACGAUCUGAUCGCCAUUCGCGUUUCUAGCGAUAUCAAUCUCCAGCAACUCAAGGAAAAGCUCCUAGAUCGCCUAAAGAUCAACGACGAAAUCGCGUCUGGCAACUACUUCGACCUUAGCAGUGACCAUGACCUCGAUACGGCGAUUCAACGAAACCCCAAACUCACCCUUCAUGUCGGCCUUGCAUAG